This is a messenger RNA of Acanthosepion pharaonis, 774 nucleotides long. Lineage: Eukaryota; Metazoa; Mollusca; Cephalopoda; Sepiida; Sepiidae. The record is from the annotation of a GenBank genome assembly.
AUGUUCUUUUUUUUUUCAAUUCUAUUUCUUCUUGUCUUCUUUCAAUCAUUGGCCUAUUCUUUCUUCAUUCCAUCUCUACUCUCUUCAUACAUUUUCUUCAUUUCUCCUCUUAUUCAUUCAUCGCUUUUUAUCUAUCUAUCUAUCUAUCUAUCUAUCUAUCUAUCUAUCUAUCUAUUCCAGUCGCUUCACCUCCCUAUCUUUAUCUAUUUUUCUAUUAAGAUCUAUCUAUCUAUCUAUCUUUCUAUCUAUCCCAGUCGCUUCACCUCCAUCUAUCUAUCUAUCUAUCUAUCUAUUCCAGUCUGUCCAAACCUAUUUCUUAGUCUGUCCAGAUCUAUCUAUCUAUCUAUCUAUCUAUCUAUCUAUCUAUCUAUCUAUCUAUCUAUCUAUUCGAUUCUAUUUUUCUUACUUUCUUUCGUUCUAUCUAUCUAUGUAUCUAUCUACCCGAUUCUAUUUUUCUUUCUUUCUUUCUUUCGUUCUAUCUAUCUAUCUAUCUAUCCGAUUCUAUUUUUUCUUUCUAUCUAUCUAUCUAUCUAUCUAUCUAUCUAUCUAUCUAUCUAUCUAUCUAUCUAUCUAUCUAUCUAUCUAUCCCAGUCGCUUCACCUCCCUAUCUUUAUCUAUUUCAGUCUAUUAAGAUCUAUCUAUCUAUCUAUCUAUCUAUCUAUCUAUCUAUCUAUCUAUCUAUCUAUCCCCUGUCGCUUCACCUCCCUCUCUUUAUCUAUCUAUCUAUCUAUCUAUUUAUCUAUCUAUCUAUCUGCUGAUGUUUGGUCAUUUUGA